Molecule: messenger RNA, 452 nt
Organism: Phaedon cochleariae (mustard beetle)
Lineage: Eukaryota; Metazoa; Arthropoda; Insecta; Coleoptera; Chrysomelidae
Source: the annotation of a GenBank genome assembly
UUUCGUUUUAUGUCAUUCUCUACUUUUCGUGUUUUAAGUUUUAAUCUGUUUUAAGCUCUUUUGAACUUUUUGUUCUGUGCUGUGCCUGUGAAUAAAAAUGGCCAAACGUACCAAGAAGGUUGGAAUUACUGGUAAAUAUGGUACCAGGUACGGUGCUUCCCUCCGUAAAAUGGUUAAAAAGAUGGAAAUCACCCAACACAGCAAAUAUUCUUGCAGUUUUUGUGGAAAGGAUGCCAUGAAGAGAAGUUGUGUUGGUAUUUGGUCAUGCAAACGCUGCAAACGUGUUGUAGCAGGAGGAGCUUGGGUAUACUCUACCACAGCUGCAGCUUCAGUAAGGUCAGCAGUGAGACGUCUUAGGGAAGUUAAGGAACAGUAAUUUAUACAAGUCAAUAAAAUUUGUAAAUAAUUGAUUGUCUUGUUUGGAAUUAUCUGCAAUUUUUCAUCAUUUCAUU